Pyrenophora tritici-repentis Pt-1C-BFP is the source of this 522-nucleotide messenger RNA. RefSeq names its product PPE-repeat protein. NCBI's taxonomy places the organism in Eukaryota, Fungi, Ascomycota, Dothideomycetes, Pleosporales, Pleosporaceae. The record is from RefSeq and is a predicted model, not a curated record.
ACCCCCCAGCAAGGCGCAGCCAACACUGGAGCGACUGGCCAGCAGACCCCCCAGCAAGGCGCAGCCAACACUGGAGCGACUGGCCAGCAGACCCCCCAGCAAGGCGCAGCCAACACUGGAGCGACUGGACAACAGACCCCCCAGCAAGGCGCAGCCAACACUGGCGCAACUGGCCAGCAGACUCCCCAGCAAGGCGCAGCCAACACUGGCGCCACUGGCCAGCAGACUCCCCAGCAGGGCGCAGCCAACACUGGCGCAACUGGCCAGCAGACCCCCCAGCAAGGCGCAGCUGGACAGCAACAGGGUGCCGCACAAGGACAGCAGGCUCAGGGUCAACAGGCCCAAGGUCAGCAAGCGGGUGCUGGCGCUGCUAACGGAGCUGCCAACGGAGCCGCAGCUGGUGGUGCUGCCGCAGGUGCUGCUAACGGAGCUGGUGCCGCCAAUGGCGCUGCCGCAGGUGCUGCUAACGGAGGCGCUGCUGCUGGCGCUGCUAAGGGCGCCAAGGCCGCAAAGGGUAACUAA